AUGGGAAACAACAGUUCCCACAAGAGGACCAAAGUGCCCAAGCAGGCCCGCAAGGAGAGGCCACCUGACAUGGACAAGGCCUGGCGGAAACAGCAGUUCUUCAACCACCUCAAGUGGAAGAAGCCGAGUACCAAGAUCGUGCUGCUUUUCCGCCUGGAUAAGCGGCAGCAGCUAGCCGAGGCGACGGCGGGCCCCGGCGCGCGGCCCGGGCGGCCGGGUGAGGACGCGGCGGGCGCCCCCUUGGGCUCCCAGGCGGCGGCGCCCACGUUGCAAGGUGCGGGCGACGGCGCUGAGCGGCGCGAGAGCGCGCGUGGGCGCGAAACGAAGACGAUCCUAGUCAAGCUGCUGCUGCGGCUGCUGGACGCACGGCUGCAGCAGGAGGAGCGCCGCGUGGCGGGCGGGCCCGCGGGCGGGCCCGGCGUGGGGGGCGGGGCCAAGGCCGCGCAUGGCUGGCGGCGGCUUGUCGCCCGUCUGCUGACGGAGAGCAAGGCUGGCCGCUACGCCUACCCUGCCUAG
Molecule: messenger RNA, 516 nt
Organism: Lagenorhynchus albirostris (white-beaked dolphin)
Lineage: Eukaryota; Metazoa; Chordata; Mammalia; Artiodactyla; Delphinidae
Gene: C15H20orf144
Product: chromosome 15 C20orf144 homolog
Exons: 2
Coding region: 1-516 (171 amino acids)
Source: RefSeq, a predicted model, not a curated record